Molecule: messenger RNA, 1179 nt
Organism: Neurospora crassa OR74A
Lineage: Eukaryota; Fungi; Ascomycota; Sordariomycetes; Sordariales; Sordariaceae
Exons: 1
Coding region: 1-1179 (392 amino acids)
Source: RefSeq, a predicted model, not a curated record
AUGCCAGUCCAGCCCAUUCCUCCACCUACCUCCAGCAACUCCAGCAGAUUUCGUCGCUCGAGUGACUCCCUGGCGAUAUCCAACCGCUUGACCGACAGCCAGAUUUUGUAUCCUGGGUCUACCGAAGACGAUGACGAGAGCGACAAGGACAACAAGAACAACGAAGACGACGAGAUAUACGACUCCAUCUCUGGGAAAGAGACUCAAGAUGCUGCGGAUGAUGAGUGCCUUGCGAGGUUGAAAGGGGAUAGCUCUACUGCCUCUACCAUGGAGACUUUCUCUAAAACCCCCGGGGAAAAUGAGAAUAAAAAGCACAAGACCUUCGAUCGCUGGUUCAUCACGAGACCGGUGCCCAAAAAUCGCCCAAAACCUUUUCCCUCGGCACCUUUUCCAGCUCAGACUUUUCAGGCCACGAACCCCUCAACGCCUUUUCCCAGCCACGGCACUGUUUCGGCCACGUUCAACGCACACGGUGGCUUGUUCGAGAGUGCCUUCCAAGGCGGAUUUUCGGAGCGGGCCGAUGCGAUCAUCUCCAUUGAAGGGCCGGGCAUGGGCGGAGACAGACAAUGGCCGAUCGAAGCAACAUUUGAGCUUGCGAAGGUCACUAACUCCGACAAUAUCGCACAUCUUGACGCACACCCAGAAGAAAGACAGCACACCGGAAUGAUGGACAAUAUCCGCUGGAGAAACGCAAACUUGUUUCUCGCAAGGAAAAAGGGAGAUCCGGACUAUGAUCUGGAUCCUAGGGAAUUUAAUCGGCAGUUUGGGAAGCAAGCCCGGGAAGCAGAGCAAGCUGAAGAGGAGGCAGCAAAGCAAGCUGAGGAGGAGGCAGCAAGGAAGCGAGCUGAAGCGCUGUUAGCUUUCGAGAAGCUUUACGUUCUCCCCAGAGAGAACCUGCAGCCUUCACGUUUUGCCAAAGAGCUAUCGACAACACAUUCACGGCCGGCAAGAACAAACUCAUACUUCUUUGACACCUUUGCUUCAAGCAAAAAGCCCAAAGAGUCUACAACGGAGCGUCCUGUACAAAGCGCCAAAACGUGGCCUGUUAGGAACUCGUUCACUGCGUGGAAGAAAGUGGAAGACUUCAAUUCCAGGGCCAAAGAAUCGCACAUGGAUGCCGAAAGCGAGACAUUCGGGAGCAUGGUCAGAAAACUUACGUUCGGAUCGAGGAAUCUGUAG